UUGCUUUUGCCUGCCUAGUGAUAUUCUUCAGUCGAUUGGCUCUGACUGAGCGUCGAGUUCUUUGAUUGAACAUGGCGGCGACUCCAGCAACAAAUCCGUCACAGUUGCUCCCACUUGAGCUUGUGGAUAAAUGUAUUGGCUCACGAAUUCACAUUGUCAUGAAAACCGACAAAGAAAUCGUCGGUACGCUGCUGGGUUUCGAUGACUUUGUCAAUAUGGUCCUGGAAGAUGUGACAGAAUUUGAAAUUACUCCAGAGGGUAGGAGGAUAACCAAACUUGAUCAGAUUCUCCUCAAUGGCAAUAACAUCACCAUGCUCAUACCUGGUGGUGAAGGUCCUGACGUAUGAGUACCAUCACUGAAUACUGAUACAGUUUUGUGUUGUGGAUACAAGCCUUUUCCUGUGUUGUGUUUCUUAUUGAUUAUGUCAUUAUUGCUGUGAUUGGAUCAUUCCCUCUCAAUCUUGAGGGAAAAUAUUUUUGUAAUAAGAUUCACAAUUACGUUUUUGUUUAAAAAAAAAAGCUAAUUUUUUUUCUGUGUCAUGAGUCACAUGUGACAAAAAAUUCCAAAUAAAUGACAAUGAAACAGUU
Molecule: messenger RNA, 588 nt
Organism: Scatophagus argus
Lineage: Eukaryota; Metazoa; Chordata; Actinopteri; Scatophagidae
Gene: lsm5
Product: LSM5 homolog, U6 small nuclear RNA and mRNA degradation associated
Exons: 5
Coding region: 72-347 (91 amino acids)
Biological process (GO): mRNA splicing, via spliceosome
Cellular component (GO): U4/U6 x U5 tri-snRNP complex; U6 snRNP; Lsm1-7-Pat1 complex
Molecular function (GO): RNA binding
Source: RefSeq, a predicted model, not a curated record